UAAACAUUUUUACUUAAUUCAUAGUGCCUACAACAACGGUUGCACAAACAACAGUAGCACAAACAACUUUUGCAGCUUCUACCACGCAAGCACCAACAACUACAACAGUCGUUUCAUCAACAUCAAAAGCAACAACAACAACAACAACUCAAACAACUACUGUCCCCACAACACCUGUUGUGACUACAAGAGAAACGACUACAACGACACGACCCACUACCACACCUACUACGACUUUAGCAUCCACUACGUCAACACCAGCUCCGACAACGAGUACUGUGUCUACAACGACAUCAACUACGACUACACAGAGGCCUACCACAACAACAGCAACUACAACAACAACAACUACCACUACCCAGGCACCUACUACCUCUGCUACAACAAAACAGACUCCAUCGACUAAACCUUCAACAACACAGACAACGGGUACAUUGCCGACAACUACGACAACGAGAAUAACAACGACAAAAAAGCAGACCACAACAAUGCAGUCAACAACACCUCCAAUGCCGAGUAAUCUUCAAGGACAUAUUGAAAUGUGUCCAAGUAGACUGCGAAACCUUGCUCAAAAUUCAAGAGAACUUAUUGCACAGUUUGGACAAAGUUGCUACGAAAUUGUUCAAACAGGUGUUUCAUGGUCUCAUGCUGAAUCCAAUUGUGAACGUCACGGAGGACAUUUGAUACAUAUUGCAAGCCAACAGGAGCAAGACUAUAUUUAUAAUAUUCUUGUAAAAUAUCACAGUUCAACUGUAUGGAUAGGUCUGCAUGACAGAAAUAACGAGGAGAGUUUUGAAUGGACGUCAGGAAAUACCGUAACAUACACAAAUUGGAAGCCUGGGCGGAAAGAUUACAGGUACCACAAUUCCGAGGACUGUGUUUUCAUAACACCGUCUCAUGGACAGUGGGAUGAUAUAGAGUGCGGUGGUGAUAAUGCCUUGUCAGAAUUAUUUCAAGGCGUACGCCAUGCAUAUAUAUGCCAGUAUGCGACAGUACCACCGCCGACGACGGUUGAUCCCUUAAAUAAUGACGGAAAUACAAACAUGUGUCCCUAUAGACUUCGUCAACAAACCAUGCGUGACAAGGGUAUUCUUGGCCAGUAUGACCACAGCUGUUACGAAAUUAUUCCAAAAACAAGGGUUGCUUGGCAACAUGCCGAAGAAAUAUGCCACAGCAGAGGAGGCAAUCUUGCUUACAUAAGAAAUACACAAGAGCAGGCAUUUUUGCAAGGAUUUCUAAACAGAUAUUCUGGAGAUCAUGCUGUCUGGAUUGGGUUAACAGACCAUAACUCAGAGGGACGCUUUCAUUGGACAUCAGGGGCGCCUGUGCAGUUUACAAAUUGGGUACCGGGUCAUCUGUCCAAUUAUGCUAGUUCUAGCGAAGAAGAUUGUGUGACAUUUAUACCAUACAAAAACGGGCAAUGGGAUGAUAUACCAUGCGGAAGCACACAUCAUUCAUUUUUUGGCGGAACCUCGUCAUCCGGAGAAACACACCCUUUAUUGUGUCAAUACCCUAUUUCAUCUGGACCAUCGUUGAUUGGCUAAAUGGAUGCAGUUCUGUCUAUUUGGAGUAUCUUUCUGAAAUAAAAUGAAAAAAGACUGUU
Molecule: messenger RNA, 1603 nt
Organism: Mercenaria mercenaria
Lineage: Eukaryota; Metazoa; Mollusca; Bivalvia; Venerida; Veneridae
Product: C-type mannose receptor 2-like
Exons: 7
Coding region: 489-1544 (351 amino acids)
Source: RefSeq, a predicted model, not a curated record